CAUUCCUCAUCUUCUUCAAAGCCCGCACGAGCACACCAAAUACUUCUAGCACAGCCUCAGCCAUGGAAGCAUAUAAUUCUUCUACUUCUUUAACGACGUCCUCAUCAAUGUACUCGAAACAAUACUCCGAGGAAACAAAAGGCCUGAAAAUGCCACAAUCUUACCAUCUAUCACUCCAUUCCAUUCGAAAACCCCAGAUGAAACCAUGUAAGAAACCAAUAGCACCAUUGCCACCAACGCCACCAAGAGUUUACAAGGUGGAUCCUAUAAACUUCCGAGACCUUGUUCAGAAGCUCACUGGUGCACCCGAGCCAGAGCCAGUGCCAGAGCCACAGCAUCAGCCAAGGCUCCAAAGCGUGGCGCCUCCUCCACUUGAUCUUGCUAAACCAACAUUAUAUGGUCGAGAUUUUUCAGCAGUACCCUUACAACUCCUUCCUUCUCCUGUGAAAACCCCAUUGUCUGCCUUGUACCAGGAGUUAAUGUCUGAAUCAUUGGAUGUAAAACCCAAGAAGAUAUCAGAUAGUUUAAUGGCCGUAUCAAGUUCGCUCGAAUUGAAUCUGUCACCAUCCUCUCGUGCUUGGUGUUCCUUUCCUCUUCUGAGUCCAGGAACUCUUUCCAGUCUUGAGCAAGGCACUGUGCUUUAGAUGUUAAUUACAAUAUCCCCAUGCCAUGUUUUACUUCCAGUACUGUUAGCACAAUUUCUUCUAGCUAGGUUGAGGCAGCUUUCUUGCCCCAUUUCUUGUUUUCUUUUCCUCUCUUAGGGAAUCAUCCCGUCUUUUCUCAAUUAAGCUGCAAAUAGAUGCAGUUUAAAACCACAGUUCUUUACCUUGUAAUUAAGAGGUGGAAAAAAUAUGGAGUCGGUUGAAUCCGUAACCAUUCAACUUCUUAAACACCAGAAUAAUCGUCAGCUCUGGAAGCCCCAGGCUAUAUAUAGCUAGACACUCAUUUGUAUAAUAUGAAGCAAUCAAUAUAUCAAGACUGUUGGUUCAUUUUUCAA
Molecule: messenger RNA, 997 nt
Organism: Populus nigra (black poplar)
Lineage: Eukaryota; Viridiplantae; Streptophyta; Magnoliopsida; Malpighiales; Salicaceae
Product: VQ motif-containing protein 9-like
Exons: 1
Coding region: 63-644 (193 amino acids)
Source: RefSeq, a predicted model, not a curated record